AUGGAGCCAGGGCUGCAACAAGCACGCAGCCGUGGGGCCCCUUCCCCUGACCCAGCCAUGCAGGUGCCGCCCGGCUCGGCAGACAGCCUCUGGAGAAGCACGAGGCCCUGGAGAAGCCGCAGCUACUUCUACCUCAGCACCAUCGCACUGGUGUGCCUUGUCGUGGCACUGGCUAUCAUUCUGGUCCUGGUAGUCCAGAAAAAGGACUCCACUCCAAAAACAACUGAGUCGGUCCCCCUUAAAGGAGGAAAUUGCUCAGAGGACCUCUUAUGUACCCUGAAAAGGACUCCAUCCAAGAAGUCAUGGGCCUACCUCCAAGUGUCGAAACAUCUCAACAGUGCCAAACUGUCAUGGAACCAAGAUGGUACCAUCCACGGACUCAUAUACCAGGAUGGGAACCUGGUGGUCCAAUUCCCAGGCUGGUACUUCAUCAUUUGUCAACUGCAAUUUCUCGUGCAGUGCUCAAAUCAUUCCAUGGACCUGACACUGCAGCUCGUCAUCAAUUCCAAGAUCAAAAAGCAGGCACUGGUAACAGUGUGUGAGUCUGGAGUUCAAGGCAAGAACAUCUACCACAAUCUCUCUCAGUUCUUGCUGCAUUACCUACAGGUCAACUCUACCAUAUCUGUCCGGGUGGAUAAUUUCCAGUAUGUGGAUACAAACACUUUCCCUCUUGAUAACGUGCUGUCCGUCUUCCUAUAUAGUAGCUCAGACUGA
Messenger RNA from Rattus rattus (black rat), 714 nucleotides. RefSeq names its product TNF superfamily member 8 (gene Tnfsf8). Bases 1 to 714 code for a protein of 237 amino acids. NCBI's taxonomy places the organism in Eukaryota, Metazoa, Chordata, Mammalia, Rodentia, Muridae. The transcript is spliced from 4 exons. Gene Ontology annotation, cellular component: membrane. The record is from RefSeq and is a predicted model, not a curated record. Gene Ontology annotation, molecular function: tumor necrosis factor receptor binding. Gene Ontology annotation, biological process: immune response; CD8-positive, alpha-beta T cell differentiation.